CGGUGAUCUAAGUGGGAGGUCGCUCAACAGCUCCUUUCUCUUGAUUCAGCCCGGACGCCGGUCGAUUCCCACUUCCACCAGCAUGGCUUACCACCGACACUCGGGUCCCAGCAGCUACACCGUGGGCACCAUGUCCGAGCGCUUCGACUGCCACUACUGCCGCGCCGCGCUGCAUGGGAAGAAGUACGUGCAGAAGGAAGGGCGCCACUGCUGCGUCAAGUGCUUUGAGAAGUUCUGCGCCAACACCUGCGCCGAGUGCCGGAAGCCCAUUGGGGCCGAUUCCAAGGAGCUGCACUUCAAGAACCGCUACUGGCACGACAACUGUUUCCGCUGCUUCAAGUGUUCCGCAUCCCUGGUCAACGAGCCCUUCAUGCUGAAGGAGAACAACAAGGUGUGGUGUAACAAAUGCACCACCAACGAAGAUGCGCCGAAAUGCAAAGGCUGCCAGAAGCCCAUUGUGGCAGGUGAUCAGAACGUGGAAUACAAGAAGACCGUCUGGCACAAGGAUUGUUUCAUUUGCAGCCAUUGCAAGCAAGUGAUUGGCACCGCCAGCUUCUUCCCCAAAGGAGAUGAGAUCUAUUGCGUCUCCUGCCACGAGCAAAAGUUUGCCAAGAACUGCGUGAAGUGUAAGAAUGCCAUCACCUCUGGAGGCGUCUCCUACCAAGACCAGCCUUACCAUGCCGAGUGCUUCGUGUGUGCUACUUGCACCAAGAAGCUGGGCGGACAACGCUUCACCGCGGUGGAAGACCAGUUCUACUGCGUGGAUUGCUACAAGUCUUUCGUGGCUAAGAAAUGCAACGGUUGCAAGAACCCCAUUACAGGCUUUGGGAAAGGCACCAACGUGGUGAGCCACGAGGGCCACUCCUGGCACGAGUACUGCUUCAACUGCAAGAAGUGCUCCAUCCCUUUGGCCAACAAGCCUUUCGUCUUCCACCUGGAGCAGGUCUACUGCCCCAACUGCGCCAAGAAGCUGUAAAAGGGGACGGCGAAGCGAAGGGCAGCAGCAGGAAACGCUCCGCUCUUUCCCGCAUAGCAGCUUGGAGACACCCCCACCCGCCUCCCGCCUCAGCUUGCAAGUGGCCUGGCUGUAGGCAUUUGCAUUGUAGCUCCUCCCCAAGCCCACCCCUCUUUUUUUUUGCUUUUCUAAAGGAUGUUAAGGCUCUUCCCUCUCUCCCACCCCCUCCUCUUCCCUCUUUCCCCCCUCAAUUCCCUCUGCGGGUCAUGUUCUAAUAAAAAGGUUGACUAGCUGCAGCAGCCAGCUCUGCUCUCUGCUCCCUCCUGAAGAGGGGCGGGCUACAUCUUACACGUUCCACGUAGAGUCACUCCGGGCUUUGCGCAUCGGACUUUGUACUUGAGAGACCGCCUGCUGCCAAUUACCUCCCACAGACCCAUUAGAUCUCACAGGGUCGGCCUCCUCCGG
Thamnophis elegans (Western terrestrial garter snake) is the source of this 1420-nucleotide messenger RNA. It is a transcript of the gene FHL1, whose product is annotated as four and a half LIM domains 1. The coding region runs from base 83 to 976 and encodes 297 amino acids. Lineage: Eukaryota; Metazoa; Chordata; Lepidosauria; Squamata; Natricidae. Gene Ontology annotation, biological process: muscle organ development. The transcript is spliced from 6 exons. The record is from RefSeq and is a predicted model, not a curated record. Gene Ontology annotation, molecular function: transmembrane transporter binding.